AUGGCGACGGUGGUGAUGGAGCAGAUCGGGCGGCUGUUCAUCAACGUGCAGCAGCUGCGGCAGAUCCCGCGCAUGCUGGAGUGUGCGUUUCCCACGCUGCCCUGCACCGUGACGGCGGCUGACGUGCCCUGGGUGUUCCGCGAGCCCCACAUCCUGGCGGGGUACCGGCCGCCGGAGCAGAGCUGGCGGUACUACGCCCUGUCGCUCUUCCAGCGGCACAACGAGGCGCUGAACGUGUGGACGCACCUGCUGGCCGCGCUGGUGAUCCUGGUGAAGUUCCGGGAGCUGGCGGAGACGGUGGACUUCCUGCGGGACCCGCACGCGCAGCCCCUGUUCAUCCUGCUGCUGUCGGCGCUGGUCUACCUGUCCUGCAGCGUGCUGGCCCACCUGCUGUCCGCGCGCUCCGAGCUGUCGCACUACACCUUCUUCUUCCUGGACUACGUGGGCGUGGCCGUGUACCAGUACGGCAGCGCGCUGGGCCACUACUACUACGCCAUCGAGGAGGCCUGGCACGCCCGCGUGCGCGGCCUGUUCCUGCCCGCCGCCGCCUUCCUGGCCUGGCUGUCCUGCGCCGGGUGCUGCUACGGGAAGUCCGUCAGCCCCAGUCUUCCCAAAUUCGCCCACAAGCUGUUCCAGGUGGUGCCGUCGGGGCUGGCCUACUGCCUGGACAUCUCGCCGGUCCUGCACCGCAUACACGCCUGCGCCGCCUCCAGCUGCUCUGAUCCCGCCGUGGACUACCACGGAUACCAGGUUCUGUUCUUCCUGGCGAGCGCGUACUUCUUCGCCUUCCCACACCCGGAGCGCUGGUUUCCGGGGCGAUGUGACAUGGUGGGGCAGGGGCACCAGGUGUUCCACGUGCUGCUGGUCCUCUGCACGCUGGCCCAGAUCGAGGCGCUGAGGCUGGACUACACGCACAGACGCGCCCUCUACCAGCGUCUCCACGGCGACCUGGCGCACGACGCCAUCGCUCUGUUCGUCUUCACGGCCUGCUGCAGCGCCCUGACCGCCUUCCUCAUGCGCCAACGCAUACGCACCCUGCUCCGAGAGAAAACAGAAAGCCACAGCACAGCGGCAGAGACCGCUAACUCUGAGACCGCCAACUCUGACACCGCUAACUCUGACACCGCUAACUCUGACACCGCUAACUCUGACACCGCUAACUCUGACACUGCUAACUCUGAGACCGCUAACUCUGACACCGCUAACUCUGACACCGCUAACUCUGACACCGCUAACUCUGAGACCGCCAACUCUGACACCGCUAACUCUGACACCGCUAACUCUGAGACCGCUAACUCUGACACCGCUAACUCUGACACCGCCAACUCUGACACCGCUAACUCUGAGACCGCCAACUCUGAGACCGCUAACUCUGACACCGCCAACUCUGACACCGCUAACUCUGAGACCGCUAACUCUGACACCGCUAACUCUGACACCGCUAACUCUGAGACCGCUAACUCUGAGACCGCUAACUCUGAGACCGCUAACUCUGACACCGCUAACUCUGAGACCGCUAACUCUGACACCGCUAACUCUGAGACCGCUAACUCUGACACCGCUAACUCUGACACCGCUAACUCUGACACCGCUAACUCUGACACCGCUAACUCUGAGACCGCUAACUCUGACACCGCUAACUCUGAGACCGCUAACUCUGACACCGCUAACUCUGACACCGCUAACUCUGAGACCGCUAACUCUGACACCGCCAACUCUGACACCGCUAACUCUGAGACCGCUAACUCUGACACCGCUAACUCUGACACCGCUAACUCUGAGACCGCUAACUCUGACACCGCUAACUCUGACACCGCCAACUCUGAGACCGCCAACUCUGACACCGCAAACUCUGAGACCGCUAACUCUGACACCGCUAACUCUGAGACCGCUAACUCUGAGACCGCGUUGGUGUACCGUUUCCACGGCUACGUGCCCUCGUCACCGUGA
This is a messenger RNA of Conger conger (European conger), 1950 nucleotides long. RefSeq names its product progestin and adipoQ receptor family member VII, b (gene paqr7b). Gene Ontology annotation, biological process: response to steroid hormone. The record is from RefSeq and is a predicted model, not a curated record. Lineage: Eukaryota; Metazoa; Chordata; Actinopteri; Anguilliformes; Congridae. Gene Ontology annotation, cellular component: plasma membrane. The transcript is spliced from 3 exons. The coding region runs from base 1 to 1950 and encodes 649 amino acids. Gene Ontology annotation, molecular function: nuclear steroid receptor activity; steroid binding.